This is a messenger RNA of Closterium sp. Naga37s-1, 1515 nucleotides long. NCBI's taxonomy places the organism in Eukaryota, Viridiplantae, Streptophyta, Zygnematophyceae, Desmidiales, Closteriaceae. The record is from the annotation of a GenBank genome assembly.
AUGACUGACACGUGUCAGAACCUCAUGAAGUUGCCACCAAGCUUCUACCUUUUCCCUUCCCAACCUCCCUCGCUCUUCACCCCCGCUCACCCCAUCAUCAUCAACCCCCGCGCCCUUUCCCCCAGUGCCCCCUCUGCUCUGCUCAGUCGAUUCACCCUGCACGGCGUGAACACGUUUGUCUUCAUCCCAGCCCACCGCGUCAGCCCUCUCGACUUCGCACCCUCUCGACUUCGCAGUCAUUGGCCUCUCACACCGCUCUUGAUGCCCCCCUGCCCUUCCAAUGCCCCCGCUGCCCUCCCACAAAACCUGAACCCACUGCCAGGUCGAUUCACCCCUCACGGAGUCAACACGUUUGUCUUCAUCUCCGCCCACCGCGUUAGCCCUCUCGAUUUCGCAGUCAUAGGCCUUUCCGCCCGCGGGAUGCGCUCCCAGUGGCGCUCACCCCAAUCCAACGGCCCACAUUCGUCCGCGGAGCAGGGAGGGGAGGAGGACGAGAGCGGGGGGUGCGUGUGGGUGUCGUAUGAGGGGCCGCACACCAUCAAGGGCAGCCUGGAGUAUCUGUUUCCGGGCGACCAUGGGGGCAUGCCCUAUGAGACCAUUGUCAUCCGCUGCAACCUCGAUAAGCGCACCCCAGCUGACCCUGGCGGUGCUCUCUUCUACCACAUAUCAGGGAGGGACAUGCUGGUAUACCGAGAAGACGACCUCAGAACCCCUUCCUCUCUUGCUGCUGCUGCUGCCGUGGGGAAAGGGAAUUUGGAGGCGGAGGGGGCUGCUGCUGCCAAGCGGAUUCUCAACCCGCCGCGGCCGUUGCCACACCACAUCUCCUUCUGCUCGCUGCUCAUUGACCGCGAGCACACCCCAGCGCGAGUGCUAGAGCACAUGCAGUACCUGCUCUUCUUCGGAGCAGAUGACUUUAUCUUCUAUGAUGGAGGGGGGUUCACGAAUCGCCUGCAGGAUGCCGUGGCGAGGUUUACGGAAGCAUACAUGCUGCAGGUGGUGGACCUGCGGGGGCUAGCAGACCUGCCAGCGCAACACAACGUGAUAACAAUGAACGACUGUCUCUACCGCACUCGAUUCUCCUCCGACUGGGUCAUCUCACUCGCCUUUGACGAGCUGCCUCACGUCGUCGGCCCCUUCCGCCUCUCCACCCUCCUCGCCUACCAUGCCGGCCGCCCCUGGCUCUCCAUGGGCUCCUACUCCUGGCACAUCGAGCUGUGUCUGCCAAUCACAGGUAGGCACAUUGCCUCCCCAUUACAGCGCCCGACCACUGGCUACAGCAGCGCAUGGUGUUCAGAUCCGUCCACCCCACAUGCCAUCUCAACAGCACCCGCCUCACAGCCCUCUCCUGCCUCUGCUCUUUCUUCUCCCCACCUCCCCUGCGUCUUAACCGCAGCGCCCGACCACUGGCUACAGCAGCGCAUGCAGGCAUGCGGCGAGUUAUGUUCGAUCCUCGCCAGGUGCAAGCCAUGGCGGAGCAUUACUCUGCCAUUCCCUUCCGAGGGGGAGUGGAUCUAA